Peniophora sp. CBMAI 1063 is the source of this 948-nucleotide messenger RNA. NCBI's taxonomy places the organism in Eukaryota, Fungi, Basidiomycota, Agaricomycetes, Russulales, Peniophoraceae. The record is from the annotation of a GenBank genome assembly.
AUGGCUGCCAAGUUUCGACCUCAAGACUUUCCCGUCGGUCCCAGACCUGACUGGGAACUAGACGCAAAGCUCGGCAAGCUGAAGAGCGUUAUGGAGAGCGGUGUGUUGGCUGCAUCGUUACAAGAAUCUCGUGCUGCACUGCUAGGCCGUCUCCUGCCCCAGUUCUCGGACCGGAUGCGUGGUGCUGCCGGCGAUAAUCCAUUUUCGCGUCCACAUUCCACCAACUUCCUCGGAAAAUGUAUCCUGAAAUUCGGUCCUCAUAUCAUGCACGACGUUCUCAUUCAUCAAGUCAUCUAUACCGAACUCUCACCGUAUGCUGUCACAGUCCAGCCGGUCCUGGCGCCGCCUAAACCACAUCCACGUGGAGACGGCGCUGCGUCCUUGCCUUCCGCGCCGCCCACAAACCCCUUUCCCAAUACCAAUCAAGGACUCAUUUCUAGUAUCAUCUCGACAGCCAAGGAGGAUUUGCAUUUGGCACGCUGCAUCCGUAAAGCAGCUGCAGGCAAAGUUGCGCCGGAAGAGGCUAAAUACGUCACUGCGACUAUCAAUCAACUCGUAGCAGCUGACCCCUCGGUUUGGCAACUCCCCUCGCGCGCUCUCGCCUCUGCCUCAAAGUCAUCUUUACCCUGCGAUAUCAUUUUCAGCUUCAAAGAACGCCCGGACGAUCAAUGGCUUCUCCCUCGUCAUCCGACUUUCAUAGAACGUGAACCGCCAAGUGGUGCACAGCUGGAUCUGAUACAAGUGUCCAUGUCUUUAUCCGCACCAACCGCAGCUUCGAUCGCGGUCUCCAGCCAGCCCCCACGGCAUGUUUCGCGUCAUACCGAAGUUAUCACCCUGCAACUUGAGCAAGCCGCACAGACGCUAUACGAUUCGCUCAUUGGCUGGGUCGGUGGUCCUCAGCAGAACAUGGAGAAUCGCGAUACUUUGCGCGACAUGGUGUGCCCGUGA